Messenger RNA from Salvelinus sp. IW2-2015, 927 nucleotides. NCBI's taxonomy places the organism in Eukaryota, Metazoa, Chordata, Actinopteri, Salmoniformes, Salmonidae. The record is from RefSeq and is a predicted model, not a curated record.
AUCCACUGGGAUUUUGACAUGUUCAUCAGGAAUCGAGUGGACACGUCGCCCAGCCCUGUGGACUGGCACACCAUGUGCAAACAUCUGUUUGGUUUCGUUGGAUUCAUGCUGCUGAUGUUCUACCUUGGGGAYAAGUUUCCAUCUUACCAYCCUGUGGUAAGUAUUGCAUUGAGCAAAGCYUCAGUCUUUUGUCUCCGUUGUAAUCGCCGUUGUAACCCCUAAGAUGURARAGACCAGAAGAUAAUAUAAGUAUAUGCUUUCCUGUUSUAUUMAAACCCUUUCCCAUUUUGGUAUCUCAAGACCUUUUUUUACUAUGACAUCUGGAUUUGAAAAGGACUUGUCCAAUAACAGCCUUUGGGUCUACCCCUCAUAUCUGUCCCGUGGACACUAAUAUUGGAUUUUACAGUUGGAGCAACAGAUCUGAUCCCUGAAUACAGUUUAAUGACGGGUGUACACGGAGUCGGAGAUGAUGCUACUGCUGUUAGUGGUUUCAUUUGUUUCCUUGCCCUGCUACCAAUUCAAUAGAGUGAAGACAUGCAUUGGUAACUGAAGCGCAAUUAUCAUAUUCCACUAUAUUUUGCCAUUUCAUUUCCUUAUGAUAGCUUUCUGGUAUUUAUUGAAGACCAUUGAGCACCUCACCCACACUCACCAAACACCUGUUUUUAAAAAGGUCUUCAAAUGUCCUCUUCUGUAGGAAAGGUGAACAGGUACAUCCUGUCUGAUGCCCUCUGUUAGGUCAUCCCUGUUCUCUAUUCCAGGCACCAAAACAAUAUCCUUACAACAACCUGCACCUAGAGAGAGGAGGGGAUCCCGAGAAACAGCCUGAAGAAGUCAAACAUUUUAACAUUUAAAUAUCUGCUUCUCUAAAUGUGUAUAUUUCUGUCUAAUAAAGAGUUAAUAGUGUGACUUCAGUCACAUUCCUGAUCU